Topomyia yanbarensis is the source of this 1176-nucleotide messenger RNA. RefSeq names its product endocuticle structural glycoprotein ABD-4 (gene Cpr49Ah). Lineage: Eukaryota; Metazoa; Arthropoda; Insecta; Diptera; Culicidae. Gene Ontology annotation, cellular component: chitin-based extracellular matrix. The record is from RefSeq and is a predicted model, not a curated record. The coding region runs from base 368 to 916 and encodes 182 amino acids. The transcript has 4 exons. Gene Ontology annotation, molecular function: structural constituent of chitin-based larval cuticle.
GUGUCGAAUCGGUGCUGAUGUUGAUUCUUGGACUAAUGCGGACCGAGGUUGAUUGGUGAAAAUAGUUGGCUUUGACUCCAGCGCUGUUGUGUACUUACAAUGGUGUCAAAUUCAUUCUAUAAUGUGUUUAAGUCGCGAUUUUUUUUGUAUGUAUGAGUCACGGGUAGCGAUAUUAGUUUUUCGAACGUUGUAAAAAGUAUUAUAACAUGAGAUUCGUGAUAUUCAUGAUACAACCGCAGACGUUACUGGUUUCCAGUUUGCAGGAGAAGUAUACGUACCUGGGUGGACCACCACUCGAAGUUUACCGCGAUCAGUCCAAGACUAAUUGACCUGGAUUACGCCAAUCUCGGGCACGGAAUCAAAAGUCAUGAAGAUCUUUUCGUUACUACUAGCCUCUGCCUACGCAUACCCUCAGCACAACAAUGACUACGAACAACACCAGCAGCACCAACAGCACCAACAACACCAGCAACACAUCGAAAAACGAAUCGGACCGCAUGAAACAACCACAUGGAUUCCUAUCCUGAAGUACAACAAAGAACAAGGAGAAGAUGGAAGCUACAAAACGGAAUAUCAAACCGGAAACAACAUCGUCCACGAGGAAUCCGGCUACCUGAAGGAUUUCUCCGAUGCUCAUCCCAACGGUGUCCUGGUGCAGCAGGGUGCAUACUCCUAUGAAGCCCCCGACGGGCAGAUCAUUCACGUUCAGUACACUGCGGACGAGAGAGGCUUCCGGGUGACCGGAGACCACUUGCCGACCGAACCGCCAAUACCGGAAGGAAUUCGCAAGGGACUCGAGGAGAUCUACGCCGGCAUCAAGCGUCGGGAGCAGGAGAAUAAGAACAAUCCAAAGUAUGCGGAAACGGCAGCUCAGCGGGCCGAGCUGGAUUACAACGGGCAGUACUAUCAACAGUAGCGAUUGGCGGCAAUUGGCUAAUUAAACGUGUCCAGCACUAUUUCUUCGCUUAAGUGCAUUUUGUAUAUUUAUAGUGAUUUUAAUCGUAAGCGUAUUCUAACUUAAUUGGAAUAUAGAAUCUUUUGUUUCCGCUUGUCUCGAGGGCCCACCAAGAUAGCAAGAAGGGAUUGUGUAGAAAGAAGACUGUGAUUUUACUUCAUCCUGUUGAAUAAUCAUUUGGCAUCAUCAUGUGAACAAAAAUAUAAUGUUUCUACUAAUAA